CUGCAAACUCGCAGCGUUAGCAGCUCAGUGACCCUGGCUGAGUCGAUUGAUUAUUCUACACGCAACACGGCUGGUCAAGAGGGAUCCAGCCACUGGACAGGCGUAGCACUCCGUGAAUGGCAAAACUCCAGCGCCGUUCAUGAAAUAACGGCUUCCGAUACUUGUAGCAUACACGACAAGGGUAAGGGCAAAGAAGUCAGAGAUAUUCAGCAUAAUUCUGCAAUUCUUACCUCACAAGCUACAAGUUCAUCCCCUUCCAACUCCGAGGACAAUGUCAUCUCCGCAAAACUACCAUCGCCCAAUCCCAAUCCCUUUCUUGGUACACGCAACGGAAACAACGGCUCUGUCGCCAAAGAAGGACUGAACGCUUUUCCCAGCGCCAACAACACCUCCUCCGAAGGAGGACAGUCAUAUAAUAUUCCCCGUUAUAAUCCUGGUUAUCGCCAUACUAGCAACUACGGAAUUCCUGCCCCCUAUAGAUAUACACCAUUGCCUCCUCGUACAAACAACACCUAUGUGCCGGAGUACAGCUCAUUCAACAUGUUCACUGGCAAGCGAUUCAACCCAAACCCCACGCAAGGUGUCAAAAGAUCUUAUGAGGAUCACAAGGAUCAGGACGGCCCUAAGGAUAUCGAGCAACACGAGCGAGCGGCCAAGCAAGCAAAAUCCCAAGCUUCAUCCGGACCCAUGAACACGACAUCUAAGUUGCCACCCCAACGUCCAGAUUCACCACCACAGCACCCAUAUGUUCUAUACCAAUGGGACGGCAGCGGAUACGACUUCGUUGCACAUAAAAAGUUCUACCCGGCUGCUUACUACAAAUAUCAUGCCAACGACAACAAUGACGCCAACCACAAUGAGGCGGGAGAUAAGUCUGGCGCCCAGCAGUCUUCUCCUGCGGCCGAGAAGAAGACAGAGACAGAAGUUUAUGAUAUGGAUUCCCCUGGUGCCAACUGUCUCCUUAAGCUAGAUGCCCCAGCUUCCCCCGCCCCUGCGAAUGCAGAUGCAGUGGUGGAAGAAUAUGACGUAGAAGAAUACGACGCGGAAGAAUAUGACGUGGAAGAAUAUGAUGUGGAAGAAUAUGAUGUGGAAGAAUACGACGUGGAAGAACACGACGUGGUUGACGUCGCCGAUGUACCAGGCUCAGACGUUGACGUGCUCACCGAGCUGGAGGGGCCCGACAUUGCUGAGGAGCCUGUUCGCGAGCAGAUCGCCAAUGGCGCUGCAUAUGACGAGGAGGACAAGGAGAACCAAGACGUCGUGGAUGACGGUGACGCAGAGAACUACUACGAAGAUGACAGCGACGACGGAGAAUGCGACAUGAGUUCUUGUCUCGUGUGUGGCAUUUAGUUCACAGCGGCCAAGUGUUGCUGGUUGCAUGUGCCAAUAUCGAUUGACUGCACGGCAGAAUUAAUCUCUCUUUCACAUGUGGACUAUAUACAAUGGUAUAUAUCUAUGUCCAUCUAGAGCUGCAUGAAAAAAAGACAAAACCCUAAAAAAAAAAAAAGAGUUAAAAAGUUUCCGGAUUUCUGCUUUGAUUAUGAUGGAGUUCUUUCAAUUUAACCCCGAUGAAUGGGCGUUGAUGCUAUUGCCAUAGCGCGCUACGGCGCGAACAUGAUGCGAACGCAUUAUGUCCUAGGAGCAUAAGGAGCAUCACAGGAAGCACUGUGAGAGGUCAUGAAGCGCAACCAAAAUGAAGGAAACGAAUUCCUGAAUGGAGGAGCUAGAUAGACAGGGUGGCAGCACAGGGAUGAAGCACAAUGGGCAUGAGCUUGUUAGCUAGGCAGAGUCUUGUGAUGGACCGCUGUAGAUUAGACACGAUCGCGUUGCUCUCAUGCAAAAGGCAAUAAAAGGAGUUGUUUGUUUUUA
Xylaria bambusicola is the source of this 1869-nucleotide messenger RNA. RefSeq lists its product as uncharacterized. Lineage: Eukaryota; Fungi; Ascomycota; Sordariomycetes; Xylariales; Xylariaceae. The transcript is spliced from 2 exons. The record is from RefSeq and is a predicted model, not a curated record. The coding region runs from base 541 to 1350 and encodes 269 amino acids.